Xenopus laevis (African clawed frog) is the source of this 2990-nucleotide messenger RNA. RefSeq names its product NLR family, pyrin domain containing 3 L homeolog (gene nlrp3.L). Bases 236 to 2884 code for a protein of 882 amino acids. Gene Ontology annotation, molecular function: nucleotide binding; ATP binding. The transcript has 11 exons. The record is from RefSeq and is a predicted model, not a curated record. NCBI's taxonomy places the organism in Eukaryota, Metazoa, Chordata, Amphibia, Anura, Pipidae. Gene Ontology annotation, cellular component: cytoplasm.
UAGGUUACAGAUAUACAAACACUGAAGUGAAAGUGAAAGUAAAGUAAUGAGAGCAGUAAAUUCUAAGUAGAGGAGGGACAGGAGAUACAUUUCCUGGAACAGUAAAAUGGAGGGAAGGUGAAACAGAAAUUUCUUCAGAUUGGAUUAAAAGUUGCGGCCUGUGGACUGAAGAGACCGUGAGGCAGUUGGACACGUCUGGUUACACAAGGGUGUGUUUUGUUAAAGUUAUAAAAAAAUGGAAGAACUUCAUCAAAAAGUCAUCACGGAUGCUGACGCCCAGCAGUUCCAGCAGCAGUUGGCUCAAUAUGAUGACCAUCAAUUGCACACAUUUUAUGACUAUUUCCAUGAGGAUCUGAUCUACAUCAUGAAAUCACUUGAUCCUCUCAGUAUUCAGAAGCUUUUGAGCUUUCAGAAUAUUGUCCCUGUGGAGCAAUAUCUCUCUAUAAAGAAGCAAUGUGGUACAUGUAGAUUUGCUGAGAAGCUAUUCGAAGAUAUUCGUGGAGCUGGAAAAGACACUAUGUUAGGUUUCUGGAAAAGCCUCUUCGUUCUACAGAAUGAUCAUCCUCACCCCAACCUGGUGGGGAUGCUGAAUGAACUCACUAACACAGGUGAUAUUUUGGAACAGCAAACUAAUUUAGACAAGAAUGGCUACAAUCUGCCCCAGGAUCUGACAGCUUGCCAGAUACAGCUCAGAAAGAAUCUUCUGGAGAAAACUGAGAACCUAGAGGAACACAGAGCCCCAGGAUUAACCACUGAGCAUGAGAGUUUCCAUAUAACUGAACGCUAUUUAGAUGUUAUUGUUGUCUCAGGCCAGCACUUCAGGACACACUCUCGGCAUGAGCUCAUUGCAACGGGGGGAAUACAUGAACAUUACUUACAGAGAGUUCAGAGUAAUUUGGAGAGGAUAAGCCCUAACCGGCUGUUCCGCUGGUGCCACAGAAAGAGAUGUGUGCCACAGACAGUGCUGGUGAGCGGAGUGCCAGGGGUGGGGAAAACCACGUUAAUGCAGAAGUUUGUCUAUGACUGGGCCAAUGGGAAACUCUACCAGAGAUUUGCUUUUGUCUUCUUCUUCAAAUUCCGGGAUCUCAAUAAUAAGGAUGAGCUGAGCUUGGCCCAGAUGAUUAUUGAUGAAUAUCCCUAUCUACACAAUCAGCUUGACAAAAUCUUUCAAGAGCCCAAAAAAUUGCUUUUUAUUUUAGAUGGUUUAGAUGAAAGUAAAAACCAAAUGGACUUUAAGUCAAGUCAGUCGUACACCAACCCACAUUCCAUAGAGACACUAAAUGUGGUUGUGUCCAGUUUGGUUAGACAGUCUGUUUUACCAGGCUGCUCCGUGCUAAUAACCAGUCGCCCAACCAGACUCGCAAUGAUUGAAACUUCUGGUUUCCAAAGACUAUCUGAAAUAAUGGGAUUUUUCCCUAAGGAAAGAGAGACAUAUUUUCUGCAUUUUUUUAGAGAUUACACAAUGGCAGAAAAGGCUUUCCGUUAUGUGAGAGAGAACGGGAUGCUGUACACAUUCUGCUACAUCCCAUCCUUCUGCUGGAUCAUCUGCACCGUGUUAUCCAUGUGCUUCAGAGCCCAGGAAGCAAAAUCAACAUGGACUCCCAAGACUGUCACACAGCUUUUUGUCAGUUUUGUAAGUAAUAUUCUAGCCAAUCACUGUCAGGAAUGGUCUGUUGAUAAAGAACUUCUGAUUUCUAUUGGCAAAAUGGCAGAGCAUGGGGUAAAUAAUCACAUUCUUUCAUUUACAAAAGAUGAUUUGGAAACAUUUAGUGUGGAUACUUUUCCACAUGUGACAACAAGCUUUUUGAUGGAGAGUGGGCAGCCUCCCCAUGUGUCCUAUUCCUUCUUGCAUCUCACCAUACAGGAGUUUAUGGCUGCCUUGGUUCACUACCUUGACUAUUCCCCUGUUAGACUGCAGAAGGCUCUUGAGGAGGCAAAAUCAUAUAAAGACGGCCGUGGGGAAAUAUUCCUUCAGUUCAUAUCUGGACUCUCUGACAGUUCCACCAGAUCCCUGUUGAAGCCAUAUGUUGGAGAUUUAUCCAGUUCAGCCUCCAAGCAUGUUAUCCGCUUUCUCCAGUUAUCCAUGAACCAAGAUAUUGCUUUACAAAUCCCAGAUAUUGACAUCAGGGAAGUUCUCAAUGUCUUUGCCUGCCUUGCUGAGUCCCGCAACAAAGCACUUGUGUCCUCAUCCAUUGGAUCAACCAGACAAUUAAAUUUUUCUGAAUUCCACCUGUCGCCUCUGGACUGCACAGUGUUGGCUUUUAUCCUACAAUCUUGCAAAGAGACAGAACUCUUGGAUUUGACUAAAAGUUAUAUCCACAGUGAAGGACUGGAGAGGGUGGCAUCAGUUCUGCAUACUGUUACUAAUCUCAGCCUCACAGAAAACAAUCUGAGGGAUGAGGACAUGCCUUGUAUUUCUUCCAUAUUAACUCACCCACAAUGUCGGAUCCAAAGGCUCAGUCUGAGGUGCAAUGGACUGACAGAGGAAAGUUGUGCUACACUAUCUAUGGCAGUCAAGGAAAACAAAACCUUAAGGGACCUGGAUCUGUCUAGGAACAAACUGUCAGGGAAGGAUUUCAAUAAGUUGUUGAAGGUUAUUUCUGACCCGGCCUGUAGUAUAAAGCAUUUGGGACUCCAAGAGAUCAAGUUGACCCCAGAAUAUGCUAAAUCGCUGCUCUCCUUGACUAACAACACCAACCUCACCCACCUCAAUAUCAGCAGCAAUUUCUUUGGUGAUACUGGUUAUCCUCAUAUACAGAAACUUAUAUUGGAGCACCGCAGCCUGAAGGAGAUCAAGGUGAAGAUGAACGACUUUUCAGAGGAAACAGAGAAGAACCUGCAGCAGCUGCAGACACACAGACCAGAUGUGGCCAUUAAGUUUUGAUGGACGGAAAUAUCAGCAGUUUGAGGAAGGAAUUACAACUGAUGGUGGAAAUGUUACAGGAGAAGGAAAGGAUACAAUAAAGCUGUAAUAGUGGCUAUUAAACCCA